Hevea brasiliensis (rubber tree) is the source of this 1207-nucleotide messenger RNA. RefSeq lists its product as uncharacterized. Gene Ontology annotation, molecular function: RNA binding; RNA methyltransferase activity. The transcript is spliced from 4 exons. Lineage: Eukaryota; Viridiplantae; Streptophyta; Magnoliopsida; Malpighiales; Euphorbiaceae. Gene Ontology annotation, biological process: RNA processing. The record is from RefSeq and is a predicted model, not a curated record. The coding region runs from base 258 to 923 and encodes 221 amino acids.
AACUAUUCUCCGUGGGAUAAACACGUCUCGUCGUUGAAUGACAGCGUUGUUAUGCACUGUUGUUUCUCUAAAUAGGGACCGUGUGCAGUGUCCGUUUAUUGCUGGUGUACUCUCCCUCUCUGUCCGAGUGUCCCUGUUCAACAGUAAAACCCUAGGCCUAGAGUGGAGAAUAACCCAAAGCCUCUUUGCGUCUCUUUUUCUCUCUGUGUUUCUGUGUGGGUAAAACUGAAGAACAAAAAUCGAAAAGAAAAGAAAGAAUGGUGAUAGAAAGUUACGUGGUGGUGCACAACAUUGCGAAGAGGCACAACAUUGCGAAGAGGCACAACGUGGGCACUCUGGCACGAAGCGCCACCGCAUUUGGCGUGACGGAGCUCAUACUUGUUGGCCGUAGGGACUUCAAUGCUUUUGGUAGCCACGGCUCCACAUCUCACCUCCGAUUCCGCCAUUUCCACUUUCUCCUCGACGCCCGCCAUUUCCUCAAGGGGAAGGAUUGUGAUAUUUGUGGUGUGGAGAUUGCCAAUGGUGCUUUGCCAGUCAAUGAGCAUCCUUUCAAGAAGAGCACGGCGUUCCUUCUUGGCAACGAGGGAACAGGCCUAUCUGCUAAAGAAUGUGAGAUAUGCGACUUUUUUGUUUAUAUCCCACAAUAUGGGUGUGGUACAGCCUCAUUAAAUGUUACCGUAGCAGCUUCCAUUGUUUUGCAUCAUUUUGGAGUUUGGGCAGCCUUUUCUGAGAGAACCCGUGAUGGAAAUAAGUUUAUUGUGGCAGAGAGACCUGUGAAACAGGUGAGAUACUGCACAGAAACUGAAGAAUCUAUCAUUGCAGAGCGAAAAUCUAGAAAAGAACAUACCCGUAAUGGAUUCUUUGAUGAGACAAGAAAUGAAGAUUCAACUUCUAACCUUCUGGAUGUUUUGUUUAGUGAGUAAUUGAACUAUGUAAUUUUUCUCGACCUGAUAAAACCCAUUGAUGUCACGAAAUUCAUGAGGUACAAGUGUGAGGUCAUGGAUCGUCCUGGUUAUGCAUUGUUGUAAGGAAGCAGCAAGCAGCUUAUAACAACCGCUCAGUAAGGAGAAAAGUUUAUCAUCAGUGAAAGUUUUGUUAGUUAACCUAUUUAAAAAGGAACUUAAUGAUAGGGUUAUGACAUUUGCAGGUUAACUCUUCAAGGAGAACAUUAGCGGUAAGGAAAUGUUGAAAUUGAUUUUGAGUAUAA